Styela clava is the source of this 430-nucleotide messenger RNA. The record is from RefSeq and is a predicted model, not a curated record. NCBI's taxonomy places the organism in Eukaryota, Metazoa, Chordata, Ascidiacea, Stolidobranchia, Styelidae.
GGUAUAUCUUGUUAAGUGCAGCCCGAAAGACGAACAGCAUCAUUUUUAUGAAAUAUAGAGCAACGGCGAAAAUAGGUCUAAAAUGGAAGGGUCAUGUUUACAAAUUUUUGCGACAUUGCUUCUUCUUUACGCAAUAGUGCCAUCAAUACCAGCGUCCGGUACUGACUUUCCGUUGUCUUCUGCUCACGAAUGCUUAGUAACACAUACACAUAGACGUGUAAACGGAUUUGCUCCUUACUACACAAAACAAAUUAAAUGCAAGCAUUUUGAAUUUACAAACGCAACAUGCUCUUCCACUUGUCGAGAUCCUCGGACGGGAAAACUGCUGUCAAAGAAAAAAUAUCGUCCGGACCCAAUUUCUUGUGUUCAAACUUUUGACAGCAGAAUUGAAGGAAAAAUAGAGCUUUCCGUAACAAUUUCAUGCAGGUGA